AUGUCAUCUGCAGAGAUUGCAAAUUGCCAUUCCGACCUGGUCGUCAAGGAAGCCGCCGAACAGCUGUGCUGCACGGCAUUCAGAGAAGAAAGGAUUGAUCUACCCGACAUCGCCAGGUUCUCUGAUUUCAACCGAUUGUUGAGGUCGACCGCAUACUACCUGAAAAUGAGGAAGCUGUUAGUAUUGCCGAAACACAAGAAGCCUGAACGAUUAACAAUCACUGUAAGAGACAUGGAAGAAGCUAGGAAGACGUGGUAUAAGAAGGUGCAGUCAGAGGCCUUCCAAUCCGAACUGCGCAGCCUGAAGACGUCAGGUUACGUGAAGAUUAGCAGUCGGCUAAAAACUUUUUCGCCGUUUCUCCAAGAGGGAAUCAUCCGGAUGCGCGGUCGCGUCCAAAACGAUAGCAAGCCGUUCGAAGUGAACAAUCCAGUGAUUCUGCCAGAUGGACACCCGUUCUGUACACUGCUGAUCCGGAUGUACCACAUAGCCAAUGCACAUCAAGGUCUGGAAACCGUAAUCAACAACGUAAAGGAACGUCACCGUAUUUUGAAGAGCCGCUCGCAGGUGAAGAAGUACACGAUGUCAUGUGUGAAGUGCCGAGAACUGCGAGCCAAGCCAACCAUUCCACAGAUGGGAAAUCUGCCGCCGGAGCAAACUACCCCGUUCGUACAUUCUUUCACCUGUACUGGCAUCGACUACUUUGGCCCGCCAUUUGUGAAAGUCGGCCGGCGUUUUGAGAAAAGGUGGGUUGUUUUGUUCACCUGCAUGACGUCAAGAGCGAUACAUCUGGAGGUAGUGCCAUCGCUCGAUACAAACAUCUGCAUAAUGGCAAUACACUGUUUCAUGGCUAUACGUGGACUGCCGCAGUGCAUCAUGACCGACAAUGGGACGAACUUUACCGGUGCCGAUCAAGAACUGAAAUCACUCGUGAAGUCACUGGACCAGCCGCAGAUCGAGGAGACGCUGAGCGUAAGAGGUGUGCAGUGGAAGUUUAUACCACCUGGUGCUCCACACUUUGGAGGGUGCUGGGAGCGAUUGGUCCGUUCCGUUAAAGCGGCACUUGGUGCUACGGACAGCGUUGUGUGA
Messenger RNA from Aedes albopictus (Asian tiger mosquito), 1086 nucleotides. RefSeq lists its product as uncharacterized. Gene Ontology annotation, molecular function: nucleic acid binding. The transcript has a single exon. The record is from RefSeq and is a predicted model, not a curated record. Gene Ontology annotation, biological process: DNA integration. The coding region runs from base 1 to 1086 and encodes 361 amino acids. Lineage: Eukaryota; Metazoa; Arthropoda; Insecta; Diptera; Culicidae.